UUCCGGUUGCUGAUGUAAGAGGUGGAAACCGGGUGUUCCGGACACACUAAAGGCCGGAGCGGGUGACUGGAGCGCAGAACGGCGUAAGGGAGCAGGUGGUACGGACAGAAGAGCCUUAUUACACAGCUGCAAUGUCCGGAGACGAGAUGAUUUUCGACCCGACCAUGAGCAAAAAGAAAAAGAAGAAGAAGAAGCCUUUUAUGCUGGAUGAAGAUGGAGCAGAGCCACAGGCAGAAGAGAUGCAGGUCCCGGAGACUAAAGAAGUGGAACCAGAACCACCAGAAGAUAAGGAUUUGGAUGCUGAUGACGAGACCUUUAAAAAGAGAGCUGACGCUCCUGAUGACCUAGAUGACCUAAAUUUCUUGAACCAGAAAAAGAAAAAGAAGAAAGCAAAAAAGUUUGACUUGGAGGAAACAGAGGAAGGGGUUAAGAACCUUAAAAUUGAGGGAGAGCUUCAGGAGGCCUCUGAAUCCCAGGAGGAUGAUUUGGAUUUCAUGCUGAGCAAGAAGAAGAAAAAAAAGAAUGUGAAAUUCCCAGAAGAGGAAGAUCCCCUGGACAAAGAAGAAGGUUUCGAAGAAGAAGACGACAAUAAGAAAGAUGAUGGAAUCUCCUUCAUCUCUCAGCUGGGUCCUGCGUGGGCUGGCUCAGAAAGGGACUAUACCUAUGAUGAGCUGCUAAACAGAGUUUUUAACAUCAUGCGAGAGAAGAAUCCAGACAUGGUGGCUGGGGAGAAGAGAAAGUUUGUUAUGAAGCCUCCUCAGGUUGUCCGAGUAGGGACAAAGAAAACAUCGUUUGUCAACUUCACUGAUAUCUGCAAACUGUUACAUCGUCAGCCGAAACACUUGCUGGCCUUCUUGUUAGCUGAAUUGGGGACAUGUGGCUCUAUAGAUGGUAACAACCAGUUAGUCAUCAAAGGCAGAUUCCAGCAGAAGCAAAUAGAGAACGUUCUAAGAAGAUAUAUCAAGGAAUACGUGACUUGUCACACCUGCCGAUCGCCAGACACCAUCUUGCAGAAGGACACGCGAUUAUAUUUCCUGCAGUGUGAAACGUGUCACUCGCGCUGUUCCGUGGCCAGCAUCAAAACUGGAUUCCAGGCAGUCACAGGCAAGAGAGCACAGCUCCGUGCCAAAGCCAACUAACUGCCUUGAAAAGCGUUUGGGAGUUUGCCAGCUUUGGUGCAAGGAUAUAUUGCAGGGACUUGGGGGCGCAGUACCCUGGCUUUAUAAGGAAUGCUGUGAGAAGAGGCCUCAAACAUAUUGGCUCAUUUUCUUUCUUUCUUUUUUUUUUUUUUAAAUCUUUGCUCGCGCAGAGAGAUUCUAAAGCAGACAAUGGAGCCGAUUAUUCUAUUCACAUAUUUGCUCUCGGAAAAUUAUUUUUCCAGCUGCCUGAGGGGAAAGUGGGAAGGUGGUGUAUGCAUUUUUAACCAAACGUCUGUAAAAUGCAAAAAUACAUUAAAGUUAUUACAUGAUUCACAGAA
Xenopus laevis (African clawed frog) is the source of this 1477-nucleotide messenger RNA. RefSeq names its product eukaryotic translation initiation factor 2 subunit beta L homeolog (gene eif2s2.L). Gene Ontology annotation, cellular component: eukaryotic translation initiation factor 2 complex. Gene Ontology annotation, biological process: translational initiation; formation of translation preinitiation complex. The record is from RefSeq and is marked provisional. Gene Ontology annotation, molecular function: mRNA binding; translation initiation factor activity; translation initiation factor binding. Lineage: Eukaryota; Metazoa; Chordata; Amphibia; Anura; Pipidae.